Messenger RNA from Papaver somniferum (opium poppy), 1001 nucleotides. RefSeq names its product probable bifunctional TENA-E protein. NCBI's taxonomy places the organism in Eukaryota, Viridiplantae, Streptophyta, Magnoliopsida, Ranunculales, Papaveraceae. The coding region runs from base 55 to 744 and encodes 229 amino acids. The record is from RefSeq and is a predicted model, not a curated record. Gene Ontology annotation, cellular component: cytosol. The transcript is spliced from 3 exons.
UGACAACGAAAAUCCUGAAAGAUUUAGAAUUUAGAUUCCUACACUGGCGAAGAAAUGGAAAGAAAGCAAGAAGGUGGUGGUGGUAUCGGGAUAACAGAGACAUGGUUAAAGAAACAUACUUUGUUGUAUAAGGGAGCUACUAGACAUCCUUUUAUUCUCAGCAUCAGAGAUGGAACUGUAGAUCUUUCUUCUUUCAAGCGAUGGCUUGGGCAAGAUUACUUAUUUGUCAGAAACUUCGUGCUGUUCGUAGCGAAUGUGUUGCAGAAGUCAAGUAAGGCUUUGGAUGAGAAGGAUGGGGAUAUGGAAGUUGUAUUAGGUGGUAUUACUUCGUUGAGUGACGAACUCACAUGGUUCAAGACUGAAGCUUCAAAAUGGGAUGUCAUGCUCCAUGGUAUUGCUCCUCAAAAGACAAACCAGAACUACUGCAGGUUUCUUGAGAGUUUGAUGAGCACGGAAAUGGACUACACAGUUGCUGUCACAGCCUUUUGGGCAAUUGAAACAGUUUAUCAAAAGAGUUUCGCCUUUUGCCUUGAAGAUGGUUCAAAGACCCCAGCAGAGUUGAUAGAUACUUGUCAGCGAUGGGGCAAUGAAGGUUUUGGACAGUAUUGCCAGACUCUUCAAGGAAUUGCUAAUAGGUGCCUGGAGAAGGCGACGUACGAUAUCCGAAGCAAAGCUGAAGCAACAUUCAUACGCGUUCUCGAAUAUGAGAUUGAGUUCUGGAACAUGAGCCAAGGUAGAGAUUAACUCUUAAAAAUUCAUAUUGUGGGUUUCUCCUCGACUUUGGCUUGUUGUCUUUAAGAUGGUACUUUGGCUGGUUGUCUUUAAGAUGGUACGAACAAUGUGCUUUGUAAAUUAAAAUCCGUUUGUAAGAUGCUGUUGUAACUGUACUUCGAAAGUUAAAAUUCUGCUGGUAGGUAUGAAUGUAAUGGUUGUUUUAUAGAGUAUCCGCAGUGGUGACUGCAAGAGUAGUUUAACAAGGUCUCCAAGGCCGAUUUCCAAGU